ACUUAAAUUUUCUGAACAGUCUGUGAUAAUAUCUUAAGGUGACAUCAAGUAUAAAAUAAUACAGGACCAACAAAAUUGGACAACUUAAUAAAAACCAUUUUUCGAAUAAAAUUCGAAAAUUGUCCCAUUUAAAAUGGUUGACAAUCGAAAAUUGGAUUAUAAAGAAAAAGCUUUUGGAAUAAGACACUUGCAAUGUACUCUUAUCUUUUUUGGAUUAGCCGUUUCAUAUGCGCUUCGUGUAAACAUGUCAGUUGCUAUUGUAGCAAUGACAGACAAAUCUGCAGCUUCUGAACAUGGAGUCUACCUAUGGGAUGAAAAAACUAAAUCCGUUGUUCUAAGCAGCUUCUUCUGGGGCUAUGUACUCACCCAAAUCCCAUCAGGCCAAUUGGCUCACAAGUACGGUGGUCAUAAAGUUUUGUGCUGGGGUAUAUCUAUCUGUUCGGCGCUAGCUGUUUUAACACCACUUUGCGCCAAAAUAGGUGGAUGGCCUUUUGUGUGCGCCAUGCGAUUAGCUCAAGGAUUUUGCCAAGGAUCGGUUUUCCCAUCAACUCACAGUCUUAUUUCCAAAUGGGCACCAAUCAAAGAACGUGGUUUAUUGGGAACAAUUUGUUAUUCUGGAUCUCAACUAGGUACAGCUUUAAUGCUAUGUGUGAGUGGAGAGAUAACAGCUUCGUUUAUGGGUUGGCCUGGAAUAUUCUAUGCAUCUGGAGGUAUUGGAUGCAUUUGGGGAUUGAUAUUUUAUUUUUUUGCAUCAAGUUCACCAGCGGAUAACCGAUUUAUAUCAGAGGAAGAAAAGUUGUAUAUUGAAAUGUUACCUGUUCCAAGUGCUGAAUCACCUAAAGAUCCACAUGAAGAGGAAUCUAAACAGAAGUUUCCAACUCCAUGGUUAGAAAUUAUAACAUCAGUGCCAUUUUAUUGUGUUCUGGUGGCACAUGCCACCAAUACUUGGGGUUAUUAUACCCUUCUAACUCAAAUUCCUACCUAUUUAAAGAGUAUCCUUGGAAUGGAUAUUAAAAAGAAUGCUCUCCUUUCAUCACUGCCAUAUUGGGUAAUGCUUGUACUCAGUUAUUUCUUCCUGUUUGUUUCGGAAGUUUUAAGAAAGACACAAUGCAUGAGUUUGUCGGUAAGUCGUAAAUUCUUCAAUACUAUCGGACAUUGGAUUCCGAUGCUUGGACUCAUCGGAAUGGGAUAUAUGGGAAAGGAUAAUGAAACUCUUGUCAUUGUCUUAUUGAUGAUAAUUGUUGGAACGAAUGCAGCUUGUUAUUUGGGUUUCCAGUUGAAUCAUAUAGAUUUGUCGCCAAAUUUUGCCAGUACAUUGAUGGGAAUGACAAAUUGUGCUGCAAAUUUGAUGAGUAUAAUGGCACCUUUGGCAGUUGGAUUUAUAGUUACCGAUGAGAAAAAUCCAGAACAAUGGAGGAUAAUAUUUUUCAUAACAGCAGGUUUCUUCUUUAUUGGAAAUUUGUUGUUUAUCAGUUUUGGUAAAUUCGAAACGCAAUCAUGGAACGAUCCUCAACCAGUUAUAGUCAAAACAGCCAAUAACAGAAGUCGAAAUUCAGUUUAUGUGGAUACAGUUCACUAAAUUAGAAUUAUUGAUUCACAGAUAAAAAAACUGGUGAUUAAUUUUAAUAGAAAUAAGUAGGUUUGUUAGAUAUAAAAAAAAAAUUAUAAUAAGAAAUAAAGUAUUUUUAUAUAAAAAU
Messenger RNA from Episyrphus balteatus (marmalade hoverfly), 1697 nucleotides. RefSeq names its product putative inorganic phosphate cotransporter. The transcript is spliced from 4 exons. Bases 134 to 1579 code for a protein of 481 amino acids. Gene Ontology annotation, molecular function: transmembrane transporter activity. The record is from RefSeq and is a predicted model, not a curated record. NCBI's taxonomy places the organism in Eukaryota, Metazoa, Arthropoda, Insecta, Diptera, Syrphidae. Gene Ontology annotation, cellular component: plasma membrane. Gene Ontology annotation, biological process: monoatomic anion transport; transmembrane transport.